GCUUGGGCUUGCGGGUGCGUGGAGGCGAGCUGCGGUGAUGAUGCGGCUGCUCGCAUCCAGUGCGUGUCGCAGAUGACGCGCAAUGGCCGCAGUGGUGCUUUUACUGGUGCUAGUGCUGGCGCGGUUGAAAGGCGGACGAUGCUGAGGGAGGGAAGGAAGAGGAGGAAGGACGCCUUUGUACUUUUGUCGGGUCUAUUUUAAGCAAGCGUGGCGUGGGGGUACAUUAGGUGGAUCGUCAAGGCCCACGGCGAGGAUCAGGAUAAGGAAGCACACCCUCGCCGGUGAAUAAGAGACCGAGGGGGGACCAACUGCUCAUCGAAUAAGGUUUCUACAGACACACUGGACAAAUGUGGAACACAUCUGAGUGAACUUCCUGUUAUCUCUCAUUGGAUAAAAUCUUCAGGGCAAUGCUUUUGUUUUUAGAGACAAUUUGAAAACGAUCUUUCUGAGGUGCAUCACUAUCUGUAUUGUGAUAAUUGAAAAGAAGCACUCGCUCUCUAGAUGAGGCUCACGUGGAGUGCCAUGUUGCAGCACAACAACAAUAACAACUACCCGUGCCUGAAGGCGUCCCCCCACGAGGCACCCCUCAUGUCUGCUUCUCAGCCAAUCCCUAGCAGGCUGGAGCUAGGCCUGGGGGACCUGCCGCUCAUCAGGGGCCUGAGGGCCUGGGUGCUGUGCUCAAAGAACCGUCAGAAGGGUGGCGCCCCACCAGCUGGCAGGCGAGCACCAGUGACACCACCUGCCAGUCGGAGGACUUCCUGCCCCAGACCAGCGGACGUGCACUUAAGUGGUACAUGGGGUUCGGGGUACGGCCUCCCCCAUGCUGGGGUGGGUGCCCUUGUGACAGUUGCCACACUAAAGACAUCGGAAGGCACUGGGAAGACACAGACUCAGUGUCUCUUUUUGCGGAACGACAAAGGAACCUGUUUGUACUCCACAUCUGGCGGGACAAGUGGGGCCGGCGCGUGGCUCAGAGGGAAAUCUGGUACUUCGCGGCGUGAUAUUUCCACUCUCCAAAUGCAAACUGCGGCAAGUCGAGUUCGUUUGCGCUCAGGCCGGAGGUGGAGGAAGUCCGGUCACCCAGUUGUCCGAGAGAAAAGACAAUCUGAUGAGGAUGUUUCCCAGGAACACGAAAAACAAGGCGCUAGUCACAAAGGGGAAACCUGUCAAAAACACAGAGGAUCACAGGAUACAUCCGGAGGCCUUCAGAAUCCAUCCGAUGUGGAAAGUCUGAGCAAUUCCAGCCAUGAAAACAAAACACUUCCUCAUGAAGAAGCUACAGUGAAACUGGAGGAACCAGACAAAGUGUGUCUGGACUGCCUCAACAGAUCUGACGGAGAAUCCUGUCAGAAAAGCCCUGGAUUCAGUCAAAAUGCGUACAGGGAAAAUUGUCAGAAUAAGUCCAGUCAUACUGCCGGUCCAGUAACAAUUCUUCCUGAGAAAGACGUCACUGAGAACCAGGCCAAAAAAGUGGACCCACAACUCUUUGGCAGCCCUGACAAGGCAGUCUGUCAGAAAACCUGUGUACUGGUUCGGAAUCCUGGAUGUUUUCAGAAUGCUUUAAAUGAGGGAAGUCAGCAAGAGUCGAGUCAUGCGCUCGAUCAAGACAAAACACUUCCUGAUGAGAAAGCCACCGUGAAAGAGGAGGAAUCAGAUAAAGUGAGUCCGGACUGUCUCGACAGUCCUGAAAGGGAAUCCUGUCCCAAAAGCCAAGAGUUCGGUCAGAAAAAAAAUCAGUAUAACAUAAGAAUUCCUGAGGAAGAAGUUACUGAGAAACAGCAAGAUCUGCAGAUAUUUAGUAGUCCUGACAUGGAACUCUGUAAGAAAACCCGUGGAUUGGUUAGGAGUCUUCAAAAUGCUUCAAAUAAGGGAAGUCAAAGGAGGUCCAGUUAUGCACCCGGUCAAAACAAAAGACUUCCUUAUGAGGAAGGCACAGAGAAACAGGAAAAGCCAGGCAAAGUCAGUUCAGAGUGCCUUGCAUGUUCGGAAGAAAGAAUGUGUCAGCAAAGCCGAGGACUGCUGGGGAGUCCUGGAUGUCAUCAGAAUGUUUCCAAUGAGGGAAGUUCUAUUGGACAAAGCCCCUCGAGUGGGGAGAUGUCAGGAAUGAAAAGGGAGUGGCAAGAGAAUGCAUUCCACCGCAACACUUUAUCUAGCUUGGUGGGGCCAAGCCCGGACCUGGAAUCUUCACACUCUGCCUCAGAAUGUGAGGGCAGCAAAGAAUCCAAGAGCACAAAAAAGAGAAUGGGUGAGGACGAUGGCGUCAUCCAGACGCCUUUUGAUGACAUUACACUCACAACCGUAUGCACUAAAGCCUCUAGUCCUGCAAGGGGCAGCACUGGGCGGGCAGAAAGUAAGCUUUGCCAGGUUGAGAACAGAGAGGCGCACCCGGAGUUGGAGCAAAAUGCGUCAAACCCAACAAUGGAUUCUUCUUUAUCUUCUUCAAAAGAAAGCUUCAAAAUCAACUUUAUGGAGGGAAAAGAAGCUGACUGGACGCCAAAAGAGUUUGCACGUGGAUGCAUGGUAACUCCUGGUGGUCCCCGCCUGCAAAUUCCCACCCCAUACUUGCCCCCGUUGGGCACCAUGGAGACCAGUCAGCAACACGCUGAGGUAGAAGAGGAAAAUAGAGGCCCAGACGAAAUAGCUUUGGAGAGUUGGGGCGAAAAACAGCAGGAAGAAGAUGAUUUUGGAGGGUUCAUGCAAGCAGGAGAAGGGUGCAGUCAGGGUGUUGCUGUUUAUGACCCAGCGGCUGAGCUCAUGCAACAACGCAGCAGACAGAACCAAAGAGCAUUGGGGAGCAGUGACAUCUCUGGGAAGUCGUGUGACUGGAAGCCCACCUGGACGGGAAGUCUGGACGCCUGGGCAACCUUUCCUCAGGACGUGUGGGACGAGGGUCGGGAUUCAGCAGGACAGUGGUGGCCAGAGGAGGAAACGAGCGAUGACAACACCGUCAAUCAUGAACUUGCAUGUCUGUUUGCUGUGGCCUUCCCCACACCGGCCACCUCGGCACCCCAGCACCCGGAUGACGUCAUUCCCACAUUAAUGCAGCUUCUACAGGAACGUGGACAGGAGCAACGACUGCUGGACGGCUUCCAGGACGUCAGCAAAAUGUCCAUCCCUAGAUACAAACAAGGAGGCGGCGUGUCCCGAGGUCUCUUGCUGACCUCAUUACACGUGGAGCGACCCAACACUGACAGCCAAUCCACCAAUUGCCGGAGUUAUUGUCGCCCCUUCCCUGGUCUGUACUCGCCCAAUCAGCGCGUUCCCAACACGGUGGUCAAGCGGCGGCUCUCUUGCGAUUACAAUAGGAGCGGCCCAGAGUGACAUUUUUUUAACCUGCCGAAAGCAAAGACUUCUGUGUUACUUUAAGUUAUUUCCUAUUUUAAUCAAGUCAACAAUUGUUGGGGCAUGAAAACAGAAAGUGUAUUUUUACGUAAGGAAGGCAAACCUUUAAUACUGGAAUACCUUUGGAAGUUACGCUGUUACAAUUGUAUGUGAAGAACAGAGGAGAUUGUUGCCACUUGAAAGAUCGGCCACCAGUUGCCAGAAAUUUUUUGCCGCUUCCAUGUUGCCAAAUUUUCUCCUCAGCUUUUUUUUUUUUGUGUCUUCCAACACCAGGAAACAAUUAGUCGAUAAAAAACUUAAUGACAAAUUUAAUUGAACUUGUAAUUUCAUCAAUCAAUUAACUGCAUAAAUAUUUGAAUCAAUUAAUAGUUGUUAGUUGAAUUAAUUGAAAUAGUAAUUAAUUGAAUUAAAUUUUUAAAUGAUUUCAAAUUCAAUUAAUUUUAUAUUGUUCAUCCAAGAUAUAGAGGAUAGGGCACAUUGUUGUCUAAUGUCGAAAGAAAAAUUGCUGUUUUAUCUUUUCAUCAAGUGUGUGUGUUUUUUUCGUGUGUUUUUUUUUUUUUUUUUUUGCACGGCCCUUUUGUAUUUUAAAAUGGUAAUGUACUGGUACAAGAUUUUUUUUUUUUUUUUUUU
Molecule: messenger RNA, 3972 nt
Organism: Corythoichthys intestinalis (scribbled pipefish)
Lineage: Eukaryota; Metazoa; Chordata; Actinopteri; Syngnathiformes; Syngnathidae
Exons: 6
Coding region: 502-3321 (939 amino acids)
Source: RefSeq, a predicted model, not a curated record